Humulus lupulus (European hop) is the source of this 2133-nucleotide messenger RNA. RefSeq lists its product as uncharacterized. Lineage: Eukaryota; Viridiplantae; Streptophyta; Magnoliopsida; Rosales; Cannabaceae. The transcript is spliced from 4 exons. Gene Ontology annotation, molecular function: zinc ion binding; nucleic acid binding. The coding region runs from base 1 to 2133 and encodes 710 amino acids. The record is from RefSeq and is a predicted model, not a curated record.
AUGAUUGGAGUAUUGAUUCCACCAAAUUGUUCUCUUGACAACUUGGUGAAUUUGGUAAAACAAGAGAUAAAGGAAACAAGAGCAAGCAUUGAAGUUUAUUAUCAAGUAGUCAAAGGAACACCACCAAUGAAGAUUGAAUCAGACAAUUCAGUGUUGUUCUACUUGGAAAUAAAGAAAAAAGUUGCAGAAAAAAUAACAGAGUUACCAUUGUGUGUGAAUAUAGUUCAAGAAUCAAUGGAUGAAAAUAAUCUUCUUCAGCUAUCAAAUCAGAAAGCUACAGCACAAGAAAUGGAGGUGAGAACAUUAUUAAUGCAAGCAAACAAAGCUUCCAUCAAUGAACAUAUGUUACUUGAAGAAGGAAUGUCAAACACAACAAAUGAGGGAAUCAAUGUGGCAUACAUACCUCACCUUGCUGAAGAAGUAGCUUAUUUUAUAAUUGAAGACAAUUCAAAAAGAAAAAAGAGAUUGGAGGAAAUUGAAAUAGUAAUAUCUGAUUACAGAGUGAACAAAAUAGAGCAAGGACAGAUUUACAAGGACAAGAACACAAUCAAAUCAGCUCUUGACUACCAUGCAAUGCUACAUAACUUUCAGUUCAAAACAAAAAGAUCAGAACCAAGAGAGUACUUGGUUACCUGUGCAGAUGACACAUGCAGCUGGUUUGUGAGAGCUUCUAAAUACAGAAAUCAAGAUUUAUUCAAGGUACGAAAAUGCAUUCCAAAUCAUACUUGCUCUGUUGAAAUUGUUAUGGAGGAUCAUAGGCAAGCAAAAAGCAUCAUAAUUGGGGAAUUAAUAAAGAAUAAGUACAAGUCAGUCAAAAGAAAUUAUACUCCAAAUGACAUCAUGAAUGACAUGAAUGAUGGCUUUGGAGUAACCAUGGGAUACACAAAAGCAUGGAGAUUAAGAGAAAAAGCUUUGCUUCUAGUAAGAGGGAACCCUGAUGAUUCAUAUCAAAAGUUGCCAAUGUAUCUUCACAUGUUGAAGCAAGCAAAUCCAGGAACAGUAACACAUCUGCUCACAGACAAUGAAGAUAGAUUCAAAUCUUCAUCAACAUUAGAUCCAAACAACAACAUUUUUGUCUUGGCUUUUGGAAUAGCAGACUCAGAAAAUGAUAACUCUUGGCUUUGGUUCUUCUCCAAACUGAGAGACACAUAUGGAGAACCCGAAGGAUUGGCUAUUGUUUCCGACAGACACAAGAGCAUAGAGAAUGCAGUACAUAUAUUGUACCCAAAUGCGUUCCAUGGAGCUUGCAUGUAUCACUUGCUCAAUAAUUUGAAAAGCAAGUAUGGAAACCAUGGAGAACAGCUACAAAUGAAUUUCAUUGCAGCAGCAAAAGCAUACACAAAAACAGAAUGUGAACACUACAUGAGAAGCCUUGAUAGACUUGACAGACGCAUUAGACCCUAUUUAGAGAAAGCCAAAUAUGAAACUUGGGCAAGAUCAUACUCACCAACAAAAAGAUACACCAUGAUGACAUCCAACAUCACAGAAUCGCUCAACGCUGCACUAAAAGCUGCAAGAAAUCUCCCUAUUGAUAUCUUGGUUGAAUGUCUUAGAAGUUUGGUUAAAAAGUGGGUUUGGAACAAUUCAAAUAAUGCAAAUGGAACAUUCACAAAAGUGUCUACAGCAACAGAAAAUGAAUUGAGACAUGACAUUGUUUCAAAAAUGAAGUAUGAGGUCUUGCCUUUCAACCCAAUAGAAUAUCAAGUUCGUGAUGAAAAAUGGACCAAUUUCACAGUAAAUAUUCACAAUAGAACUUGUACAUGCAAUAGGUUUCAAGAAGAUGAAAUGCCUUGUGGGCAUGCAGUAGCUGUAAUUGCAAAGAGAAACUUGGGAGUAUAUGAUUACUGUGCAAAGUUUUACAAAACAGAAACUUUGAAAGCAAUGUAUGAAAAAAAUGUUCAUCCUUUGCCCCAUAAAGAUGAAUGGAAUCUACCACAACACUUAGACAUAGUGGUGCUACUUCCAAAGGCAACAAUCACUGCAGGAAGACCAAGAAAGAAAAGAAUAAGAUCAAGAGGAGAACCAAAAGUGAUAAUCACCUGUGGUAAAUGUGGUCAACCAGGACAUAACAGGAAGACUUGCAGGAAUCCACCAAUUGACAAGGCAAACAAGCAGAAAAAACAAAAGUCAUAG